Messenger RNA from Naegleria gruberi, 5889 nucleotides. RefSeq lists its product as uncharacterized. The transcript has 3 exons. Lineage: Eukaryota; Heterolobosea; Eutetramitea; Acrasida; Naegleriidae. Bases 1 to 5889 code for a protein of 1962 amino acids. The record is from RefSeq and is a predicted model, not a curated record.
AUGGCGAACAAGAAGAAAAGUAAAAAGCAGUCUACUUCAACCACCUCGGGACAUCAUGGUUCCUCAUCAUCUUCGGUGGUUGCUGCUGCUUCGAAUCAAAAUAUUACAAAUGUGAGAAAUAUUUUUACACAACCUGUAAAUUUGGAUUCAUGUUUUUUGUGUGAUGAUCAUAAACCUAAGGGUUUAUCUAAAAAGUCAAAAAGACAAGGUGUGAUACCACACACCCUUCAAGAUUUUUGGUUGGAAGCUCCAAUUAAAAAGAAGCUCCAAUUAUUGCAAAUGGAUUGUAAAUUUGUUCUUGACCAAAUUCGUUGUUCAUCACCUUACACUACAAAAGAAGGUGAUAAACCAGCUUUUUUGAGUAAACCUUCCUCGUGUUUAUGCCCUGCCUGUAGAAAAAAGAAGGCUAUUUUCAAUGCAGUGAUUGCAGUUAAAAACACUACUCCAACCCAACAACAACAACAACCACUCGCAAUCUCCUCUGAUUGUACUACCAAUAAUAGUACAACAACAACUACAACAGCAGAGCAACAACAACCUGUUCCUACUAACAAUACUCAACAGGCUACAACAACACUCAGUGAAAAUGAUCAUGUUCUUGUUAGUAAACAGCUUUCCAAAAUAUCCGAAAAAACACAAUUCUUGAUUGAAGACGAGGCAAAUAACAAUAAUACAAACUCUACAGGUAGUACAACUACAAGUGAAACAAGUCAAACAACUAUAGCUACUAGCGAUUCUACUUCACCACAAAAUGAAGUACCAUUACCUUUUGGAAGGUAUUUGACUGUGAAAAACGGAAAGAUUACGGUAAUUGAUGACUAUGUUAGAAGAGAUAAUUGUGAGCACUUUUUGAAAGUAAUACAAAAGUGUGAAGAAGCUUUUCCAAAUGAUUUAAAGUUAGGACCGAAUGAAUUUCCAGUGCCAGAGAAUAUUCACACUCUCAUAAAUUAUUGUACAGCCAAUAGCGAAGUUAAUAUCAAGAAAAUACUCUUGAAGAAUGCAAAGAAAGCUUUUUCAUCAAAUAAUCAUAAUAACAAUAAUCAUCAUCAUAGCCUUACAUCACCACAAACACAAAACCAGACGAAUCCUACUAACUCAAACGUAAUGACUAGUCAAAUUUUGAAUUUAUUCCAACAACAGCAAGGUGGUGCUACAGCAACAUUAACACUUGGUUCUAAUGGCACAGUUUUGAAUAAUGUAAAUGUACAAAUGGUUACGGAUAAUGCAAAGCAGAGUAGCAAAAUAACAACUCCAACUAAUUCCCAAAAUUCAUCCCUUUCCACUUCCCAUUUGCAAGUACAAGUUCCACCCUCUGUAACAAUAACAGCAACAUCAUCAACUAUUCAAACACAUACCAGUCAAAAAUCAUCCGUUGUGGUUCAUUCAUCAUCUUCUCAAACCUCUUCAACAGCAGCUCUUGUUGUGAGUGGUAGCAUUGAUAUGACAUCAACAGGAUCAGGAUCUUCUCAAAAUAUGAAAGUUGUAAAUGGUUCUAUUGCUAUGGUACAUUUAGGAAAUGUUAAGGAUCUUAUUAGAGGUGGUGAAUCGAAUACAAAUGCCACUGUUGUUCUCAAUAACUUGCAACAUGAAGAAGAUGACGAUGAUGAAGAGGAGGAGGAGGAUGAUGAAGAAGCUAUUGAUGAGGAAAACGAAGAGGAAGAGGAAGAAGAGGAGGACGAUGAAGAAGGUGACGAAGAAGAUCUCGAGAGUGAAACAGAUGACGAGGAAACAUUAGAUGAAUAUUCACAAUCAGAUACAGAUGAGGAAAUUUCUAAUGAUAAGGGUUCUACUAAUCAUUCAGAAAUGCGUUUAAAGAAUAGAUCUUUCGAUCAUGAUGACCAAUAUUAUUCAAAGAGAAGAAUUUCUAGAGAUAAACGACAUGGACAUCAAAAAGAAGGGGAUAAUCAAAAAGAGCAAGACGAAAAGAAUGAAAUUCUAGCAUCUAAUAUGAGAGAAAGCAAGUUAUUAUUCCAAAUUUAUCUUGCCAGAUUGUUUUCACAUAAUAUUAGAGUAGCAUAUAAUGAUUUAUGUGCCUCGGAAAUGCAAAAAUGUCUCCUCGAAGAAUUUGAAAGAGAAUCAGAAAUGAAAGCAACCACAUCCAAGAAUUCUAAGAAUAAUAAGAAAUCAUCUAAAAAGAAUAAGGAUAAGAAGAAGGAAGAAAAGCUUGCAACUCCAGUUAAGAAAUCAAAUUCCAAUCAAAACAAGACUCCAGAAAAGCCUACUGAAUUACCUAAGGCUAAACCUUCCGAAGAUGUUGCUUCACCAAACCAAAGUAUCGGUAGUACAAAUAAUGAUUAUGAUUCUGCUGAUGAAAAUUAUGAACAAGAUUAUCUCAAUACUGAAGAACAAGAAGAGGAUGAUUAUUAUGAUUCAUUGGACUAUGAUUACGAUGAUGAUUUUGAGAAUAGAGGAGCUGUUCAAGAUUGGAAUGUUGUUACUAAAAAGCCAAAACAACCAAAAGCUGUUGCCGGAUCUGUGUCUGGCACAACAACACCAAGAGGAACAACCUAUAGCACCUAUUCUAACAGAGGCAGAGGUGGCUCAUCUGUUAGGGGUGGCAGAGGUGGUCCUCAUACAAUGACAACCCAAUCCCUUAGACCAGCUAGCACUAGUAAUUCUAACACUACUACUGCUACACCAGGUACUCCUUCCAAGGUAACAACUCCAGUAUCAACAAGUAGCACUCCUCAAAAGGUAACCACAAGCAAUAUUACUGGUGGUAACACUCCUCAGAAACUAUCAUCCUAUUAUUCUAUUUCUAACAAUAAUCAACCUUCAAAGAACACGCCUACUAGUAAUGAGAAGCAUCAAGCAAGUCAUCAAUUCCAUAGUCAACACGUAAAGACUGCAACAAGUUCUACAACAAUUAUUUCUUCAAAUGGUAACACUACUGGAACACCUCUCCCAGUUCCAGUUCCUACUUUACAACCAUUACCACAAACUCAACAACAAACUCAACAACCACAACCAGUACAAACUCAACAACAAGGAGGAUUUAUUCUUCUUCCGAGUGCUGUCAACGGAGCUAAUAGUAAGAUUACCAAGCACUCGAGACAACAGAGUAGUAGCAGUGUUAGUAGCAAUAAUACUAGUACAAGUUUGGAGUCACCAAUGCAUCCAUUUGUUAAUCAAACACCAAGUGGUAAUAGCACUGUUUCAAGUGUUGUUGGAGAACUUUUGAAUGAGGAUGAAUAUUUAAUGCUUUCAGGACUUAAGCGUUCUACCACUCCGUCUACCACUGGUGGAGCUAGCACAUCAUCACCAAAUAGUGUUGGAAGUGGUUCAAACGCCUUACCAAAUCCACAACCAUUCCAAAAUCAACAUUCAUUGUUUGGCGGAUCCAAUACUCUAUUUGAUUCGUCAUCAUUUGGAAAUAUUGCCAAGAAUAAUUUAUCACCAUCUAACGGUAAUGGCAAUUCUCCAAGAGCAAAUUCUCUCAUUUACAAUCCUUUUGAUAUGGGCAUGCAAUAUGGCAAUCCAAAUAUGAUGCCACAAUACAACCCAACAAACAAUUUAGGAAUGGGUAAUGGCCUCUAUCCAGGCUUUAAUUUAUUUGGUGGUACCAGUUCAUUCCCAAUGACUAACACCAUUCAACAAGCUCCUCAACAACAAGCUUCAAAUGCAUCUUGGUCCUUAUUCCAAGGUUAUGGAUCUUUCUCAUGGAAUCCAAUUAUGGGAAAUAAUGAUAAUACCAAAUUACAUGUAGUGGAGGAUAAUUCCAACUCUAUUAUUCACUCCUCGAGUGUUGCCACCAAAACAAGUAGUAGGGAAAGUGAUGAAAUAGUUGUCGAAUCCCCUAUUGUAAUUGCAUCCUAUUUGAGUCAAGAUGAUGAGCUAUAUCAACUAGUGGAGAGUAAAGGAGUGUAUCUAAUCAGCAAAUAUUCACUAGAGGCAAAUUCGAAAAGUAUCCUCAAUAUGAUUAUUACUCCCUCAAGUUUUGAGAGUAAAUUCAUCAACAUUUUCCAUUCAAAGUCAACUCAGAGAGUCUACCUUAUUGAAUUGGAUGCGGAAGAGAGGAUAAUAUUAUCUACUAUUUCUUUGAAUUCCAAUAUAAUACUUAAUCAUGGAAGUUUGCUCAUGAAAGAUUUGAGAUCAAUGAAGGAUUUAUCUUGCACAUUCAAAACGAGAAGAAACAAUGUGGAAUGCAUGGUUAGAGAGGAUGAGAAAUUGAAAAUUGUGGAAAUUUCAAUUAAUCAAGAUUCUUUUAAAAUUGAAAAGGAAACUUUCUAUCCUCUUAUUGAUUGCAAUGAAUUCACCUUAUUCAAUGGUCCAAACUCUGAAACAAGAGUAAUCUUAACACACAAGAGAGAAGGAGUUAUGGUGAUUUAUUCAAUAUUACCUGAUUCUUGGGUUGAAAUUGGAAAGACAAGCUCUAUUGAAAUUGUUGAACAUUAUGAUACUCUAGAAGAUUCAUUUCUUUUUGGAAAUGAUCAAAUGAUUAUCAUUCCAAAAUCUGAACAGUUUUCAAUAGUCUCAAAGAAGAAAUCCUUUAACGGACAUGUUAUAAGACGAAUUUCUCCAAAAAUCACCUCGAUAGAAAAUAAGGAAUACAAUCCUGAACUCUCCUCCAUUAAUAUCAAGAUGAAGGGAAAGGAUUUGUUCGGCCACUUGAUUGGAGUUUCAUAUUCCACUAAUUGUGCAACAUUGGUUCAACAUUCUAGGUUUAAUCCUUCUUCAUCAUGCAGUGAGGGAUAUAAAUGUGUUGCUUUCAAUUAUGGAUACAAUCGAAUGGAUUGUUCAAUUGAGGAGGAGAAAAUUGCCUUGAAAUUCAUUUCACCACUGUCAAACAGAAAUGUUCGAUCCAAAUUUUUGAAUCAAUUCCAAUCGAUGAAUGAUGUCUAUUCAAAAAUGAUUCCCUACGAUACUAAAAUUCCACUCACAACAGGUGCUCCUCUCCUUUCCAUUGUGAAUAAUGCUCAAGGAACAUGCUUGAAGGCAGUUUCAACCUUCAACUCUACAACAUCCAAUGAAAGACGUUCCCUACUAAGCAUUGAAGAUAAUAUCAUUAGUGAUGUGGUGGCAUUUGCAGAUUUCAUUCUCGAUGAUUUAUCUAUGGGAAAUAGUUUCGAGUUGUGGCUCAUGUCUACCGAUGGAAAAUACUACCUCCAAGCACAAGUAUCUCAAUUUGGUGUUGGAAAGCCAGUCAGAAUUCAAAUUUAUCCUAAUCUCCCAGGUGAUCUUAUGACUGCUACGAGAAAGUCAGAAUUGGAAACUGACAGAAAAAUCUGCAACGAAAUCAAAACAAACACAAUGUACAGAUUAAUUCUCAGGUUAACCAACCCAACCUUCUCUCAAACUACUGGACAACCAUUGUGGACCUAUCAUGCCUCCAUUGUUGAACCAACCACAGCAGAAUUGGAAGUUUGCUCUCUCGAAGCUGACAGCACCAUGAAGAAAGCAAAUUAUGAAACGAUUCAGGAUACCAAGUUUGCAGUAGGUAUUUCUCAAAGCGCCUACUCUAAACUAUUCUCCUCCUCUUCAUUGACCCUCAAUGUCACUGCUACUGUCAGAGCGGUAGGUUUAAGAUGUCAAUCAGAGGAUUGUAAUCAAAUUUACAUUGUUCCUUCCUUGAAUGACAUUAUUAUCAUUUCAGCAACACUUGGAAGUUCCUUACUUUUUGUCUUGUUAGUUAUUUGUCUAAUGAUUUCAAUCAUUAUUUGUAUCAUUCGACCAUGGCAUAUUGAAUUAACAGAGGAGCAAAAGAAGGAAAUGGAAUUGAGGAGAAAUUUUGAACGACUCCAACAACUCCAGAGAACAAUGAGUUUGGGACAUGCUCAUAGUCCUGUUCGAAGUUUAGCCAGCAGCAAUCGAUUUCAACAACAGCAACAAGCCAUGAUGAUGAUGAACAAUUCAAAUUCCAACAACAACAUUGAAACGAACAGAAGAUGA